Messenger RNA from Eurypyga helias (sunbittern), 849 nucleotides. It is a transcript of the gene PEX7, whose product is annotated as peroxisomal biogenesis factor 7. The record is from RefSeq and is a predicted model, not a curated record. The annotation marks the transcript as partial. Gene Ontology annotation, cellular component: cytosol; peroxisomal matrix. Gene Ontology annotation, biological process: protein import into peroxisome matrix. Gene Ontology annotation, molecular function: protein binding. NCBI's taxonomy places the organism in Eukaryota, Metazoa, Chordata, Aves, Eurypygiformes, Eurypygidae. The transcript has 8 exons.
CUACCUCAGAACACAAUAAUUUUCUUUUGGCAUGGGGGAACUCGUUGUGAUGUGUUGUCUUGUUCUCCUGGUUUAGGUUGUGGAACUCUGGCAGUGCUGGAACAAAAUGAAGCUGGGAUUGUGCUGCUCAGGAGUUUUGACUGGAAUGAUGGCCUGUUUGAUGUGACCUGGAGUGAGAAUAACGAACACGUGUUGAUCACUUCCAGUGGAGAUGGGUCUUUGCAAAUUUGGGAUACAGCUAAAACCAAAGGUCCGCUGCAAGUCUAUAAAGAGCACACCCAGGAGGCGUAUAGUGUUGACUGGAGCCAAACUAGAGGAGAGCACCUAGUGGUGUCUGGUUCAUGGGAUCAAACAGCCAAGCUGUGGGAUCCAGCUGUGGGGAAGUCAUUAUGCACUUUUAAAGGCCACGAAGGGGUCAUUUACAGCACUAUAUGGUCUCCACACAUCCCAGGUUGUUUUGCAUCUGCCUCAGGUGACCAGACUUUAAGAGUUUGGGAUGUGAAAGCCCCAGGAGUCAAACUUGUGAUACCGGCCCACCAGGCUGAGAUCUUGAGCUGUGACUGGUGCAAGUAUGAUGAGAACUUGCUGGUAACUGGUGCAGUUGACUGUAGCUUAAAAGGCUGGGAUUUGCGGAACAUCCGACAACCCGUGUUCGUCUUGUUUGGUCAUACCUACGCUAUCAGAAGGGUAAAAUUUUCACCAUUCCAUGCAACUUUAUUGGCAUCUUGCUCCUAUGAUUUUACUGUGAGAUUCUGGGACUUUUCCAGGCCUAACCCUUUGCUGGAAACAGUCGAGCAUCAUACUGAAUUUACAUGUGGACUAGAUUUAAGUCUUCACAACCGUGGUCAG